Molecule: messenger RNA, 1821 nt
Organism: Rotaria sp. Silwood2
Lineage: Eukaryota; Metazoa; Rotifera; Eurotatoria; Philodinida; Philodinidae
Source: the annotation of a GenBank genome assembly
AUGUCAAUGAUAUGUUUCGUGAUUGAAUUUUUAUUUGCGAACGAAAAUCAAGUAAUACGAAUAUUUCAAAUUCUUAUACAUCACCCACAUAUUGACUUUAUUGAUCUUGGUACAAAUAUUGAAACUUUAUGUCAUAAUAAUUUAAAUCCUCUGCUUUGUUUUUCAAUUGCAUAUUUUUAUAUUUCAGCAACAACGACAACUGCAUUGGUUUUACCUUCACAAUGUUAUGAAUACACAAUAAUUAACGAUGGAACCAGACAUGUUAAUGCUGCUGGUAGUAAUAAUUGCGACACAAUAUUCUUGUCUGCUUCUACUUGGAUUCGUUUUAUUGGUGAAAGUGGUACACAAUUAUCCACAUCACCGACUAAUCCUAAUCAAUGUGGUACACAAGUUACGGGAUGGUAUUCAGGACGUAUGCCAUUUGCCUCAGAAACGAUAACAGAUGGAAGAGUAUGUUUUUCAUGGGAGAAUAAUAUUUGUCAAUGGUCGAAAACAAUAAGUAUUACGAACUGUGGAUCCUUCUAUAUCUAUAAAUUAACGAUGCCUCCACUAUGUGCCGCACGUUAUUGUACGAAUACACCAAAUAUUAUCACAACAACUUCAACAACAACUACAACAACAACUUCAAUAACAACUACAACAACAACUAAUACAGCUAUCAUCUCUCCCCAAUGUCAUACUUACGCAAUUAUAGAUGAUCCAUCAAGAAGUGUAAACGCCAAUGGUUACGGCUCGCAAUGCGAUCAACAAAAUCAACUCUUUUUCACUCCAAAUUGGUUUCGAUUUAUUGGUUCAGGUGGCACUCAAAUACCUACAUCAGCAGCAAAUCCUCAUCAGUGUAGUACAAGUGCAGCAGGUUGGUACUCAGGCAUCAUGCCAUCUAUGCCAGAUACUACUGUGCCCACAACAACAGCUACAUUAGCGUUCAAUCCUCAAUGUUACAGUUAUACGGCAAUUGAUGAUCCGUCAAGAAAUGUAAAUGGUAAAGGUUAUAGCUUACAAUGUGAUCAAGAUAACCCGGCCUUUUCCACUCCAAAUUGGUUUCGGUUUAUUGGUACAGGUGGCACUCAAAUACCUACCUCAAUAGCAAAUCCUGAUCAGUGUGGUACAAAUGCUGCAGGUUGGUAUUCAGGAAUUAUGCCGGCUGUGUCAGGUACAACUGCGACUGGAACAGUGUGUUAUUCGUGGGGAGGUAGUCCUUGCAGUUGGUCUAAUGAUAUUCAGGUUACCAACUGUGGAUCAUUCUAUGUCUAUAAAUUGUCCAAACCGCCCAUCUGUAGUGCACGCUAUUGUACGGAUACGCCAGUAGCCACUUCAACAACUCCGACUACAUCAAUCACAACAACUACAUCGACUCUUUCUUCUCAAUGUUAUAAUUAUGAAACUAUUGAUGAUGAGACAAGAAAUAAAGAUAAAAUCGGUGAUAUGGUUUGUGAUCAAAAUCUUUUCAGUUCCGGUCCACGUUGGGUUCGAUUUAUUGGUGCAGGUGGUACUCAAAUACCUACGGAAGCUGUUAGAUCUAAAAAAUGUGGUACUCAAGCAACAGGUUGGUACUCAGGUGAAAUGCCCAAUGUCUUCGAUACAACUACGAAUGGAAAUGUGUGUUUCGCGUGGGAGUCUAACGCUUGCGCAUGGAAAACGAACAUACUUGUGACUAAUUGUGGAUCUUAUUAUGUCUAUCAACUGAUUGCACCUCCAGUCUGCAAUGCGCGCUAUUGCACUGCCAAUGCACCAGCUGCCAAGAUAACCAAAAGAUCGUCGACAGCAUUCACAUCAAUCUCAAGUUACAUUCGUAGUUUAUUCAAGAAGCUGACAGAAUGA